Salmo salar (Atlantic salmon) is the source of this 1875-nucleotide messenger RNA. The record is from RefSeq and is a predicted model, not a curated record. NCBI's taxonomy places the organism in Eukaryota, Metazoa, Chordata, Actinopteri, Salmoniformes, Salmonidae.
GAUGAAGAUCAUAUGAUCCCCGAGGUGAGUCUGAUUGGUUGAACAGAGUGAAGCCUUUUAGACAAGGAAGUAGUCAAAUAUGUGACAGUACAGUCUAGUUUAGAUACUAAAUAAACAUGAUUUCAGGUGCAUUUUAUGCAUUAUUAGCGGGCUUUCUUGGAGCCGUCGCCUCCUCGUCAGCCAAGCUAUCUCUGGGCUCAGACUACCUCAAAGAGAUGUGUGAAACAGGGCUGAAAACCUGGUCUCAGGAUGGGGACUACAGGAUUAUUCAGGAGGAAACAUCACCCUGCGAAUGGCUCCACAUCCCUCUGCGGUUGCUGUGUGGAGGACUGCUGUUCACCAGUAAUGCUGUGAUGUGGACCUUCUUCUCCAAGGCUCUGAGACACUCCUCCUCCUCAGCCCGGGCCACGGUCACCACCACCGCAUCCAACUUUGUAUCCUCUAUCAUAAUGAUUAAGUCAGGAGGACCUGAUCCUAGAUCGGCACUGCUACACUGAGAUGCUUUAGGAACACGACCCCAGAUCUAAGCACUCCUCCUCCUCUGAGAUGCUUUAGGAACACGACCCCAGAUCUCAGCACUCCUCCUCUGAGAUGCUUUAGGAACACGACCCCAGAUCUCAGCACUCCUCCUCUGAGAUGCUUUAGGAACACGACCCCAGAUCUCAGCACUCCUCCUCUGAGAUGCUUUAGGAACACGACCCCAGAUCUCAGCACUCCUCCUCCUGAGAUGCUUUAGGAACACGACCCCAGAUCUCAGCACUCCUCCUCUGAGAUGCUUUAUGAAUACGACCCCAGAUCUCAGCACUCCUUCUGAGAUGCUUUAGGAACACGACCCCAGAUCUCAGCACUCCUCCUCUGAGAUGCUUUAUGAAUACGACCCCAGAUCUCAGCUAUCCAGUUUAUAUGAACACAGUACAGUAGGCCUUUGGCACUAUAGAACAUUGACCAUAAGACCAUAGUGGAACAACAUUAUUGGAGCAAUGACAUCUGUGAAUCACUGUAUGGAUACAGGUAUUAUAGGCUAUUUAUGUUGCCAAUCCCACUUCCAUGGUCUGUACUGUCUUUAGGCAUUCCUAGGGAAGCUGAUCUUUGGCGAGACCCAUGCAGCACUGUGGUGGGUGGGCAUCUCUCUAACGCUCUCAGGUUUACUGGUGCUGCAUGGAUCAACUUCUCAACCAGCAGAGGCCAAGAAGGAAGAGUGAAGGACUGUCCACGUGUGGAAUAACAAUACCACUGCAUCAAACACCCCACUGGACCGCCUCGCCGUUUCACAAACGCUUUCUGGCUCAAAUAAUCUGGAUUUCACCAGAACCACGUUCUAUUACCACAAAGGGCUUUGAUGUUACAUCUGACUGUACAUGGAUUCUAACAUGUUACAUCUGACUGUACAUGUUACAUCUGAACAUGGAUUCUAACGUGUUACAUCUGACUGUACAUGGAUUCUAACGUGUUACUACUGACUGUACAUGGAUUCUAACAUGUUACAUCUGACUGUACAUGGAUUCUAACAUGUUACAUCUGACUGUACAUGGAUUCUAACGUGUUACUACUGACUGUACAUGGAUUCUAACAUGUUACAUCUGACUGUACAUGGAUUCUAACAUGUUACAUCUGACUGUACAUGGAUUCUAACGUGUCUCAUCUGACGUGUUUCUGUUCUGUCUUACCGUCUCUGGGUACGACAUGACCAAGGUCUGCACUCCAUACACAAACAUGAUCAGGCUUUUUAAACACUACACAUUAUUAUGCAAACAAAGAAUUUUGAAUACGACCGUUGAGAUGUAUAUUUUAUUGACAAUAUUGUAAUGACCUGUAAGACUAAAUGCGUAUCAAUUUAUUGAAAUUAGAGUUCUGUAAAUAAAUCUUUACAUGAAA